This is a messenger RNA of Prunus armeniaca (apricot), 603 nucleotides long. NCBI's taxonomy places the organism in Eukaryota, Viridiplantae, Streptophyta, Magnoliopsida, Rosales, Rosaceae. The record is from the annotation of a GenBank genome assembly.
AUGGAACUGCAAAGACGCCAACUUAAGGGCUAUGGAGCAGAACUCAGAGGUCCUCUGAACUCAGAGCAUAGUGGUAGUGGCGGAUCUGUGCAGGCGCAAGGAGGUGCACCUGCACCUCCGCUCGCCGGAAAACUCCAUAAGAGAUGCUGGAGUUGCACCUCUGCUCAGACUAGAGACGCACGCAAGGUGUUCGAUGAAAUGUGCAAAUGGCCUAGGUGUUGUGCUGCUGGUGCUGCAAGCUGCGCUGAGCGCGCGCUUCUUUUUUUGUUUAUAACAAAGCCUGGCCAAAACGAUGUCGUUUUGCACCGGCAUGGUGGUGGUGGUGGUGUUGGUUGUGGAGGUGGUGGUGGAUGUGGAAGUUUUGAAGGAGGUGGUGGUUGUGGUGGUUGUGGUGGUAGUGGUGAUGGUGGUGGUUGUUGUGGUGGAGGUGGAGGUGAAGGUGGAGUUGGUGGUGGUGGUGGUGGUGGUGGUGGAGUUGGUGGUGGUGGAGGAGGUGGUGGUGGUGGUGGUGGCGGUGGCGAUGGCGGUGGUUGUGGAGGUAGUGAAUGUGGUGGUGUAAGUGGUGGAGUUGGAUGUGGAAGUGGAGUUGGUGUUAUUUUUUAA